This is a messenger RNA of Acanthaster planci (crown-of-thorns starfish), 3278 nucleotides long. RefSeq lists its product as uncharacterized. The record is from RefSeq and is a predicted model, not a curated record. NCBI's taxonomy places the organism in Eukaryota, Metazoa, Echinodermata, Asteroidea, Valvatida, Acanthasteridae.
GCGCAACAGACAGCAACGAUAACUGGCAACUGACAACAACUGUUCUCCCGUAUGUGGAGGGAGGCAAACUUUGAUGGUAGAUGCUUGCUAAUUCAGCCAUAUUUGUCAGUACAGUGUAAGGAUCAUAAUAAUUAGAGAAAAGGAAAAUGACAACUUUAACCGAGGUCCAACACAAUCAGAGGAGGGAGAAAUCUUUUGCUGGGAAGCCGAGACCAGUCAAGAGUGGCAUUGCAUUAGCCAGAGUCAAGCCGGUGUCACAUCGCUCAGAAGUGCUCCUUGAUGAUCAGAUUUCCUUGGUGACCCAAACCCAAGAUGAAUUGGAAAAAGCGAUGGUUUGUCUGAACAGCGCCCGGAAUGACCUUGAACUGAACAAGUGGAGGACAGAGGUCAGCAACCUCAAGGCCAAGUGCGAUGAGAUGAUUCUCAUACUUACGGUGGUGGCCAAGUUGAAGGCGGAGCUAAUGUAUGCCAAACUGGAGCUGGAUAAGGCGAGUAAGUCGGGAGGUGACAUCAGGGAGCCAAGACGGAGGGUGGUGAUGCUGGAAGACAGGAUGGAGGGUUUACUCAGCAAAUAUCGCAAGAUGCCCAGGAAAAUGCAGCCUUUGGCUGAAAAUGCAGACAAGAAGGACCAGCCUCAACAGGAUGCCCUCAUUGGCGAGGGGAGCACAGCAGAGGCAUUUUCUUCAGUUAGAGAAAAGCCACCCCCAGAGAGUAAAUCAGCCGUCCCAGAACAAAGAGAGGAACACGGUGGCGGGGAUGGGAAGGAGGUGCUGAAACCAGAACGUUCCAUUCUGAAGCAGGGAGCUGGCAGCAACAGAGGAGCUGGUGACGGUUCAACAACUCCCUCCGAAAAACGUGGCAGCGAGAGGAGGCUGUCUUUUGGGCAAGGUACUCCCACUGGGUCAAGAGAAAUUCUUGAGUUAAGACCAACUACAGGCACCUCAGCAAGUGAGGGAGUGGAUUCGGAAGACAGUGAUGACAGAGAUGAUGAUGGCAAGGAAGAAAAUGAAGACAGUGUAGAGGAGGGGAGAUAUGAAGACGACAAACUAGACAGCAAUGUCUUCAUCACCGAAGGUUCUCUGUCGGCAUUGGAUGCACCCUUUCAGCAGCUACCUGCUCCUCAACACCAAGAUGAUACUGCUGAAGAUGAUGACAGAGAUUUAGCCGCAGAGUAUUGGAUGUCACCACACCACAGGUUUGAGUACAGUGAACAAAGAGAUGUGAUAACCAGAGAGAAUCCUCUGUCUUAUCACAACCUUGGACUAGCUGUCCAGUCGUCUUUCAUUGAACCAGGGACGAAAAUUUCCUUACCCAAACGUUCCCAAAGCCAGCCAGCGACAUACCUGAACAGUUCACCACCCGCAGCGGAAGAGCUACCCUGGAGGCCACGUCGGCGUGGCAGUGACUUGCCAGAUGUGCACCUGGAGGGUCUUCAUCGUCAUGCUGACUUCAAAUCAUCACAGAAAAUAGCACUGGACAAGUUAUCAGAGCGAAUCCACAAGAUUUGGAACAAGAUGGAGGAUGCAACCAGGAAAUCUAUUGACUGCAGUAACAGCCAGAUUAGUGAGCUGAAGGGAUCCAUCAUUCGACAAGUGGAAAGCCGCUUGAGUGAAGAUUCAGCAAGUUCCUUUAUGAAGACUGACUCCCUCAAAACAAGCAGGUCCUCAGCCAGGGGCUUUGCCAAGGGUCCCGCACCCCCUUCAGACAAGGCCUCUGGGGAUGUCGUCAUUGAGGUGCCUAAGAGGCGAAAGGGGCUUGCAGAGGGGCCCAUGAUGGUGUACCAUCCCCGCCCAAUUCCUGAGCCUGAGAUGUUGCCACUCACCAGAACUGACCCUUCCAAGAAAUUCCCUCGGAUCUCGAGUGACUGGAACGACACUCGACAAGAGUCCAUGGACCCAACGCUGCGAUUGGUCAAUCAGAUGAACGUUGCCAAGGAAACCAACCUGUUGGUGUACAAGAGCAAGGACAAGAAAAGGAAGAGCCUGACAAUGUCUGCUGCGGCCAGACAGCAGCAGGAUACCGCAAAGAAAAGAUGGAAGUUGGCAAGCAAUCCGGCGGUGACAGUAGCAGCGGCUGUCGCCCAUGUCAACACCAGGAGGAAGCUCAGUACGCUGAACUUAGACAAAGACAGCCUCAAAUGGAAGAGAAUUUUGGAUAUUUUGAAGAGGUUGACAUCAGAAAGAGUAGAGGAACGCAGAGAUGCAGCCAUGCAUCUUGGCUCAUUAGACUGCAGCCAGAAAGAGGUCUUGUCAGCCCUUGUGAAAGCGGUACAAACUGACUCGGAUUUGAGGGUUCGGUACGAAGCUGCCAAGUCCAUGGUCUCCCUGGGGUACUGGAGCGAACAUGCACUGGAAGUCAUUGUCAAAUACAUGGAGGAGGGAAACCAGGAUGUCAGGUCAGAUCUGGUCAAGACUCUCAUCAAUGCCAGGCACAUACAGCUGGCUGAUAAGAAAAGCCCCCACACCAAGAAACUGAUCUCGAUUCUGAGGGACAUCUGUGGGUCUAAAGACUCAGGGGAUCUUGGCUUUGACUGUGCUGUCUGCCUUGGAUGCUUUGGUGUGUCUGAUGCCAGUGCCAAGAAGAAGCUGAAGGGAAGCCUGACAAGCAAAGACACCAAUGUCAUAUCAAGGUCGCUUGAGAUUCUCGUCAGACAGAUGAAUGCCCGGGAACCAGACGUUGUCAAGAUGGUCCUCCACCAGAUGCAAUUCUCUAAGUCCUGGAAGCAUAGGGUGGCUGCAGCCAGACUACUGGUUCUUCUUGGCACCAAGCACAUGAAAACAGAUGAAGAUGUUCAGAUGGUUUUUAACAUCUUGGAGAGAAGACUGUACGAUGACCCAAGCAGGGAGGUACGUAGUGAAAUAGCCACCACGCUGACAGCCUUGGAUCUGAGAGAACUAGUGGCAGAUCUUGUGGAAAAGAAGUUAGAGGAUGACGAUGAUGAUAGCAGAGCUCACGCAGUCAUAGCUGUGGGUGUCUUGGGCAUGAAGGCAGACAAGAUUAUCCGCACACUGCUGGAGAUGUUGGAGUUGGACUCCUGCGACUAUGUCCGCCUCCAGAUCAUCCGGACCUUCGCCAGCCUGGGCCUGACCAACAUCAAGAUCAUGAGGGCACUGAAGGAGAGGGUACGAUCCGAAGGGCCACUGGCAAGGGAGGCUGCCAAAUCGCUACAAAUCUUGAAUGACCAGAGAUCAUCUCAGGGCCCCAGGAGUGCCACCCGCACUCCUGACCGAUUGAGGAGCUCUUCAAAGUGAUCUCAUGUAUCUGAGAAUUUGCGAUGG